GUUUUAGUUCUCCCGCCAUUUCGCCGAACAUAGGGAGAAUCCCCGAUGCUUACAACGAGGUAUUCAUUUUCAUCGUAGUGUCAUAGCGACCGAAUUGGGACAAAGACUAAUUACCCUGCAGCCAUGAUGUGUAUAUGUCUAGAAUCUAGAAAUGGAUUAGUAAACAAUCGAAGCGCUUAUGUUAAUACCACUUCAUUACCCAUAAGACACGAUGCAAUAAAUACAUCAGCGAACGUUAGAUUAACAAAUGAAUUGCACAUGCCAAGCUAGAUGUGUGUAUAGGAGAAAUAUAUUUGCAGUUUAUGUUAAACAAUUCAUUUAAUUGAACAUCUGCCAGUUUUUAAUACGAAGUUUUGAAUAGAAGCUAAUGUUUGGAUUUGCUCUUCUUUACUCAAAUGCGAAUUUCUGCACAGCACUGUGUGUAAAAAAUAACCUUGUUGGUAAAAAUACAUUUCAUUUCGAAGAACUUAGUAGUUUGUACACACAAAAGUGUAAAGCAUGCUCGGUAUGAUAUCCACAGGAACAGGUUUUAGUAUGCAACAUGUCUAUCAUACUGAUCUGCAUUAAGAUCGCUGCAGCCAAGCCUGAUGCGAAUCUGAAUAAAUUGACAUGCUAAUUGCCAUUGUUAAUCCAGAAGUAUUGUACAUGGACUGUCUGCCAUCCUGAACGAGCCGUGCAACUUUGACAUUGUUUAUUUCCAUAAAUAACCACUCACAGUGGUACAUGGACAUAAAUACAAGAAAUAGAUAACGGAGGCAUUCACCAAAUUGCAUCCAUCAAUAUGUUAGCGAUCGUACAUCUACAUCAGUAUGUCCUUACCUGAGAGUUGUGCGUCGGGGUGCAUGGCAGUAUAGAAUGGCAGUCGUUAGUUAGUUACUUGAAUGGCAGUCCGGGGGUCCUGUCGCUAUAUACUUGUCCGACAUGAAAUGACAGGUUUUAGGGUUUGUGAUUUAGUUAGUGUGGGUGAUUUUAAGAGUGUUUGUUGAAUGGGUGAUAAUUACUGCUGACGCUAUAGAUGUAAACAUUCAUAUAAUGAUGGCAGCAAAGGACAGCCGAAGAGACAAUGGCGUUGCCACCACGAGACAUGUGCAUGCCUUUUACGAGAUUUAUAAUAAGGGUAUAAUUCACUAUGUCUAUAAAUGUUAUGUAAUCAGUCCUGUAGCGAAUCCCUUUCUGAGCAACAGACCGUGUCAGUGCAUGAUUUAUUGUGGGCACAACGGAAUGGGACUGUAGGCACGUGUAGCUCUUAAUCCCAUAUGAAAACACCAACUUUAGAUUCGCGUGGUAUCUCUGGUACCACAUUCUUUUCUGUAACGCAGAUGGCCUAGGUUAUGAUGAUAGUUCGGAUAACAUUCGUAGAAAAUAUAGACUGAAUGACACGACAGAGUGAGAGCCGAUUAACGCCGCUUUAAACAGCAUGCCGGUUAGCGAGGCCGACGGUGACGCGGCUUGGCCAGCCAAUCACAUCGCAGGAUACGGGGAUUCCCUUUCCUUCCAUGCGGACGGAAAAGACGCGCACGUCAAACAAACGGUGAGGGAAAAAAUCUGGCGUGGCGAGUAUGUCGACCUCGGCACAAUCCUACCAGACACCGAGGGAAGUCACGAGGACGGUACGAUUACCAUGGCGUACGACUCCUCAGUAGGCACUCCGAGGUCCGCACAACCCAGGGGUUGCUGUCCUACAUGGAAACCAUAAGAACGGCGGCACUUCGAUUCGGGGGGAUGCCUGGUCAACCUACGACCAACAAUUCCGACACAGAAUGUCAAGGGACCCCUCACGACGCUGGGACAACAUCGACGGGGAGUUGUGGCUGAAGUCCAUGGUAACACAGCCGGUACUACAACCAGAAUCAGGCGGACGGGGCGCAAUGACACGCGUACAGGGGGACAUCGCCAGUCAGGUAUGCUGGGAUUUCAAUAAGUUUGGCUGUAGCAGGGUCAACUGUAAGUACACUCACAAAUGCGGUAAGUGUGGCAAACAUUCCCAUAGCUCUAGGACCUGCUUUCGAGGGAAUGGGGUCCAACCGACCCCAUACAAGCCCAAUCAGCCUUCUGCCUAACAGAAAACCAGCCGUCAAGGCAGGUAAAUUCAAUGGCCCCUUCCCCCGUGGAUCUCAAUGAAAUGGCACCCUGGUUACGCCAAUAUGCUAGGGUCAAUUACAGAGAUGCAAACUAUUUAUGGGUAGGUUUUAGCUCUGGCUUUAAGCUCGAGUUCCAGGGAAGCCGCACGGGUCGCCUGGCACGAAACUUGCGAUCAGCCACGCACCAAGACACGGCAGGCUACGUGAAACAAAACUACAAAACGAAGUCGACCUUGGCAGGAUGGCGGGCCCUUCAAGGACACCCCCCCCCCCCCCUAGACAACCUCCAAGUAUCCCCAAUAGGCCUGGUGCCCAAGAAGCAGCCAGGAUAUGGUCAGCACCUGGGUAAUCAUGCGGAGGAAUUCCGUCUAAUUCACCAUCUAUCCUAUCCAAGGGGUAAAUCUAUAAAUGACUUCAUAGACACAGAGGCCUGCUCCGUUGCGUACGCCAGAUUUGAUGAAGCUACCCAUAUGGUUCAACGACUGGGAAAGGGAGAACUACUAGCAAAAUUCGACAUUCAGUCGGCCUUUAGAAUUAUACCAGUCCACCCAUCCGAUUUCGAGCUGCUAGGCAUCAGAUUCGAAGGUGAGUUCUAUUUCGACAAAUGCCUACCAUUUGGCUGCUCCAUAUCUUGCGCCAUAUUUGAAACGUUUAGUACCUUCAUGCAAUGGUGCAUGCAAUCGCAUCUUCCAACGUGUCCGAUUAUGCAUUACCUGGAUGACUUCCUAACGGGGGGCACAGCAGGCACCAGCCACUGCUCAGACAACCUCAACGGAUGCGCGAAUACACUAGAACAGCUUGGGGUUCCUACUGCGCACGACAAGACGGUGGGCCCCACAACCAAACUGACAUUCCUAGGGCUGGAAAUCGACACCAUUGCAAUGCAGAUCAGAAUCCCAGAGUCCAAGAUCAAGGAGGCAACAAGGGAAAUCCAAGACAUCCUGUCAACAGGUAACAUCAAGGUCACAAAAAGGGCCCUUCAGUCCCUCAUAGGCAAGCUUAACUUUAUGUGCAGGGCUAUACCAAUGGCAAGGGCAUUCAGCCGCAGGCUAACCGAUCUGCUUAGCAAAGGUAAGCAACCAUCUCACCACAUUAGGAUUACCAGCUGGGUCAAGGAAGACCUACAAAUGUGGUUAACAUUUCGUACGAGUUAUAAAGGCAUUUCAGUGUUUCAGGACCAACUAUGGGUGGACAGCGAUUUCCUCCAGCUGUUUUCAGAAGCAGCGGGUGGCGCCAGCUUCGGGGCCUACAUGCAGGGCAAAUGGUUUAACGGCGCAUGGCCACCCCAGUGGGUGACGGAUGGAACUACACGGGACUUGACGCUACCUUGACAUGGUGGCAUCAAUCCUUCGGAAAUACAACCCCAGCUUCCUGACACCAAGAUCAUCGUAUCCUCAAUGCUGCACAGGCGCUACUGGCACGAUGCCAGGGACCCACUAAAGAUCGAGGGGAUGCGGAAGAAUAUCAACCGUCGACUGGCCAACCGAGUCAAAGAGCUCGGCGGUACAAUGGUGCCACAUCCCCAGAUCCUGGCAUCAGACAAGACAUGGUACGCCUGGGAGGGCGUCCACCUCAGUGACAAAGGACUGUGUGUGUUUACGGACAAUUUAUUGCAUGCCCUGGCGCUUGUUAUCUCCACAGGUUUGUGUUUCCUUUCAGUACAUAGGCAAGCCGGGCAACAACGCUAUCUCCGCGUAUCGCGUGGCCGUGGGUGUGGGGUAGCACUCUGGUGCUUUGUGGCGGGGUUCUUGUGGGCUACACUGCUAGUAACAAAUUAACUUGCUUCCAAAUUAAUACUCGUGCUUAAGGCUACCUGCUUUUCAGCGGGAACCUUUCCGGGGUUACCUGCUUCUCAGUGGGAACCUUGU
Haliotis rufescens (red abalone) is the source of this 3949-nucleotide messenger RNA. RefSeq lists its product as uncharacterized. The record is from RefSeq and is a predicted model, not a curated record. Lineage: Eukaryota; Metazoa; Mollusca; Gastropoda; Lepetellida; Haliotidae. Bases 2093 to 3412 code for a protein of 439 amino acids. The transcript is spliced from 2 exons.